Molecule: messenger RNA, 597 nt
Organism: Bipolaris victoriae FI3
Lineage: Eukaryota; Fungi; Ascomycota; Dothideomycetes; Pleosporales; Pleosporaceae
Exons: 3
Coding region: 1-597 (198 amino acids)
Source: RefSeq, a predicted model, not a curated record
AUGGAAUUGGAGAUGACGCAUAAUCACAUCCCUGGAACGAACCAGAUCGGUAACGGUGAUAUUAGGGGAGAUACAGUCCAGAGUAUUGUGGCUAUCACCUUACCCCUCACACUCAUGCAUAAGAGCACUGGAGCCUCCACCAACAGCGAAUCAGAGAAUCCCAAGCCUCCCACAAGUUUCCCACUGUCCCCAAGUACCUUGGACGCUCCACCCGAAAAGCCCACCACUCCAGCCUCGUUAUACCCUCUUACGUCCGCAAUCGCCACCGCACUCUCAAGCAUCGCCAGUGUCACCUCUCCAACACCCAUACCUUCGCCCUCUCCAACGUCCCAGCCUCUCGCUCCAGCGAUCCAGUCUCCCUCCCCGACCCGAAAAGAAGCCAUAACGUCCUACGCUGCCUUCCUCACACCCGGCGCCCUUUGCACCGCGGACGCACAAUGCUCGCCAAACAUCUGCUACACAGAGCCCAACACUGUGACGUACUGCUGUGGGCCAACGAUCACGGGGUGCCCCGGGUGGCCGUGUAGCGACCCGGGCCAUCGCGACUGCAAAGAUCCGUUCAAGUGUGAUUUCCAGGCGUUCACUUGUUCGUUGUGA